Messenger RNA from Marasmius oreades (fairy-ring Marasmius), 453 nucleotides. Its product is annotated as Pre-mRNA-splicing factor ATP-dependent RNA helicase PRP16. The transcript is spliced from 4 exons. Lineage: Eukaryota; Fungi; Basidiomycota; Agaricomycetes; Agaricales; Marasmiaceae. The coding region runs from base 1 to 453 and encodes 150 amino acids. The record is from RefSeq and is a predicted model, not a curated record.
AUGGCUUACCGCGAUGAAAUGUUCGAGAAUAUGAUUCCUGGAAUUCAGCGUACGAAUUUGGCGAAUACGUUGCUUCUUCUCAAGUCCCUCGGAGUCAAAAAUCUUUGGAGUUUGAUUUUAUGGAUCCACCACCUCAAGAAAGCUAUAACUGCCGGAUAUUUCCACCAAGCUGCGCGUGUCAAAGGUAUCGGCGAGUUCGUCAACAUUCGUUCCGGUCUACCCACACAUCUACAUCCCACGAGUGCAUUAUAUGGGCACACUCCGACCUAUGUUGUGUAUCAUGAACUCAUCUUAACUUCUAAGGAGUACAUGACACAAGUAACAGCAAUUGACGCUUAUUGGCUUGCUGAACUCGGUUCCGUGUUCUACUCUGUUAAAGAGAAGAACUUCGACGACCGGGGAAACAGACGGAAAGUGGGCCGUGAGUUUUCGAAACGAGAAACUGGAAACUGA